This is a messenger RNA of Lontra canadensis (Northern American river otter), 2330 nucleotides long. RefSeq names its product transforming growth factor beta 3 (gene TGFB3). The record is from RefSeq and is a predicted model, not a curated record. Gene Ontology annotation, cellular component: extracellular region. NCBI's taxonomy places the organism in Eukaryota, Metazoa, Chordata, Mammalia, Carnivora, Mustelidae. Gene Ontology annotation, biological process: regulation of cell population proliferation; SMAD protein signal transduction; transforming growth factor beta receptor signaling pathway. The coding region runs from base 1 to 1233 and encodes 410 amino acids. Gene Ontology annotation, molecular function: cytokine activity; growth factor activity; type II transforming growth factor beta receptor binding. The transcript is spliced from 7 exons.
AUGCACUUGCAGAGGGCUCUGGUGGUCCUGGCCCUGCUGAACUUGGCCACGGUCAGCCUCUCUCUGUCCACUUGCACCACCUUGGACUUUGGCCACAUCAAGAAGAAGAGGGUGGAAGCCAUUAGGGGACAGAUCUUGAGCAAACUCAGACUCACCAGUCCCCCCGAGCCAUCGGUGAUGACCCACGUCCCCUACCAGGUCCUGGCCCUUUACAACAGCACCCGGGAGCUGCUGGAGGAGAUGCAGGGGGAGAGAGAGGACAGCUGCACUCAGGAAAACACCGAGUCGGAGUACUAUGCCAAAGAAAUCCAUAAAUUCGACAUGAUCCAGGGGCUGGCGGAGCACAAUGAGCUGGCCGUCUGCCCCAAAGGAAUCACCUCCAAGGUUUUCCGCUUCAACGUGUCCUCAGUGGAGAAAAAUGGAACCAACCUGUUCCGAGCAGAAUUCCGGGUCUUGAGGGUGCCCAACCUCAGCUCCAAGCGCAGCGAGCAGAGGAUCGAGCUCUUCCAGAUUCUCCGGCCCGAUGAGCACAUUGCCAAACAGCGCUACAUCGGCGGCAAGAAUCUGCCCACGCGGGGCACCGCCGAGUGGCUGUCUUUUGACGUCACCGACACUGUGCGUGAGUGGCUUCUGCGAAGAGAGUCCAACUUGGGUCUGGAAAUCAGCAUUCACUGUCCAUGUCACACCUUUCAGCCCAAUGGAGACAUCCUAGAAAACAUUCACGAGGUGAUGGAAAUCAAAUUCAAAGGUGUGGACAGUGAGGACGAUCAUGGCCGUGGGGAUCUCGGACGCCUCAAGAAGCAGAAGGACCACCACAACCCCCACCUCAUCCUCAUGAUGAUUCCCCCGCACCGGCUGGACAACCCAGGCCAGGGCGGGCAGAGGAAGAAGCGGGCCCUGGACACCAAUUACUGCUUCCGCAAUCUGGAGGAGAACUGCUGUGUGCGCCCUCUCUACAUUGACUUCCGACAAGAUCUGGGCUGGAAAUGGGUCCAUGAACCUAAGGGCUACUACGCCAACUUCUGCUCAGGCCCUUGUCCCUACCUCCGCAGCGCGGACACAACCCACAGCACGGUGCUGGGACUGUACAACACCCUGAAUCCUGAAGCAUCCGCCUCACCUUGCUGUGUGCCCCAGGACUUGGAGCCCCUGACCAUCCUGUACUAUGUCGGGAGGACCCCCAAGGUGGAACAGCUGUCUAACAUGGUGGUCAAGUCCUGUAAGUGUAGCUGAGACCCUGCCUGCGACAGAGAGAGAGGACAGAGGACUGCCACCGCCUGACCACCUGCUCCUCGGGAAACAAAAGCAACAGACCUCACCUAGAGGCCCGGAGCCCACAACCUUCGGCUCCGGGCGGAUGGCCGAGAUGGAAGUUCCCUUUCGGGACAUUUCUCCUCCUUGCUGGCUCUGGGAAUCACUGUGGUAAAGAAAGUGUGGGUUUGGUUAGGGGAAGGCCCAACUCUUCAGAAUACACAGAUUUUCUGUGACGUAGACGGAGGUGGUGGGGACAGAGGAAGAGGGAUGGCAAGUCGACACGGGGACGCAUCAGGCGACAAUGGAUCUGGGAUACCCUAGGGAGGAGGAAGGGCAGAGAACAGCCGGGACAGGGCCAGGCCCGAAGACACUUCUGAGGUCAGACGGGCUCAUUGCUGCCCCACAUCUGCUCUAGGGAAUGGGGAUUACCUUAUUCAAGGCAAGCAUUUUCCUUCAGACAGGUGACCUAGACAAAGUCCCAGAAUUGUAUCUUGGGCUACCUGGGAUUAAGGAGGAAUGUGUUAUUUUUGCAAAUUGUCCUCUCAACAUCAAUCAGCAGCACCAAGGGUCAGUACAGGGAGAAAAAUCCAGGGAAUGGAGUUCCUGGGCCGUCAACUCUGUGGGGCCAUCUGGACACGCUGAACUCAGAAGAAGAGGGUGGGAACGAACGCUCUCCUAUCUGCCCUCUGGGUCCCUCCUCUCGCCUUCUUCCUCGAUCGCAUUUCCCCUCGGACAUAUGGCUAGACACCUUCCAGGGCAGGGCGCACAUAUUGGGAUUUGGGGUCUGUGCACUCUUGGGGCAUUAUGGGUUUCCUCCCCCCACCCCAGACCCUGCGUUCAUCUGGUGUUCCUGGAAGAAGGUGCUAGAAUGGGUGAGGCGUGCGGGGAGGUCACACACACGCCACACAAUGACUUGGCCCCAGACACGUAGACUGAGGUAUAAAGACAAAUACAAAUAUUACUCUCAAAAUCUUUGUAUAAAUAAAUAUUUUUGGGGUAUCUUGGAUCAUUUCAUCUUCUGGAAGAUUGUCUCUAGAACAGUAAAAGCCUAUCCUAAGGUGUUCAGUCUGACUGGA